Messenger RNA from Patiria miniata (bat star), 1689 nucleotides. Its product is annotated as nucleoside diphosphate-linked moiety X motif 8-like. Gene Ontology annotation, molecular function: coenzyme A diphosphatase activity. The transcript has 5 exons. The coding region runs from base 518 to 1522 and encodes 334 amino acids. NCBI's taxonomy places the organism in Eukaryota, Metazoa, Echinodermata, Asteroidea, Valvatida, Asterinidae. The record is from RefSeq and is a predicted model, not a curated record.
CGUUUGAGGUCAAACCUUAUAAUUAUUGCCUGUACUAUAACCAUUUUUUGUGUGUGGGUGACCCACUGACCUCUAUAUAAAGAGAAACCAGUGGGGUGACCUGGUUAACUGCGUGGAUUAGUGGCGAGCGGUUACGAUUUUGUAAGGGCAAUUAGAGGCGCGAUAGUCUGAGGCGCGGGGCGGCGCGAUUGUCACCCUGAGAAUUCAGCACAGCGGGUCAUCCUGCAGAGCCGCAGUACGGUGUACCUCCUCCGAACAAAGCAUUUGAUUUGACUUCGUCUGCGCUGGUGGUAAUCAAGGAAAACUGGAACUUAGCAUUGCCAAGUUAGUCUACAACAGUCAAGGCCUGGAUUCUGCAUAAUAAACAAGGAACUCGGUAACACAUUUCAUCCACGUAAUAAAUCCUUCGAAUUUUCAUCACAGCCUAGAUUUGUCUGAGUCAAUCAGUGAAGUAGAUGAUUUAAAUGCUGUCUGCCAACAGCCAAUCUAAUGUCGUUUUCAGUAGUGGCCCCUUCAUAUGAAUAAAACUCAAGAAUAUUGGGUUAAGCUAGCUCCCCUUGUCGGCGACAUCUCAACAAUGUCUUUAUUUGUGAAAUUGCCAAUACGUCACUCCAAGUCUUUGAGUGUUAGCUCCUGUCAACUCCAACAAUCUCAUCAAGGUUUGGCAUCAAUGGUUCUUAGAUGCUCCCGACAUUUUGUCUCCGUAGCAACCACAUCUUAUUUUGCAAGAUCAAUGAGGAAAAAUAAGAUAUGCAAAUAUACAGCUCCAAGAACAUUUUCUGUCUGCAAGAUAAGAAAUGGAAGUCAGUCAAAAAGUCUUCAAAACUCCAAAAUCGGAUUUGUCGAUUCUGGUCAGUCUACAUCCAGUUUGGAGUCCAUGGUAUUUUCCCAGGAUAAUAAAGCUAGGGCCAUCAAGCAAAUGUCAAUCAUGAAACCUUCCACAACCAGUUUUUUCUUCAAGAGGAGGCCAAUACGGAGUGCAGGGGUGUGUGUACCUCUUUGCAGGAUUGACAGGAUUCCUUCAAUCUUGUACACUCUACGGUCACAGUUUGUAAGCUCACACAGCGGAGAAAUCAGUUUUCCUGGUGGCGUCAUGGAUGAAAAAGACACAGAUGUCACUCAAACAUCACUCAGAGAAUUGAAGGAAGAAGUAGGAAUAUGCCCGGAAUCAGUGGAAAUGUGGGGGCAACUUGUUCCGGUCCCUGAUCGUUCAGGAAAGACAUCAGCCACAGCAACGCUUGCCUACAUAGGUGACAUUGAUUUGACAAAACUUGGAUACGAUACGAAAGAGGUAGAGUUAGUCUUCACAUUACCCAUCUCCCAUCUCUGUGAUCCUCGUAACCAUGGCUACACACGUUUUGAUCCCUCCAAAUCCACCUCUUCUUCCCCCAAGGAGAUUGGACCGUACGUCUUGCCAGUAUUCCGUGGAGCUGGUUACCAUAUAUGGGGACUGACUGCAGUGUUGACUGAUCUAGCGCUGGGAGUUCUUGCUCCCGAUCAUUACAAAUCAUUAUAUUUUUAACACUGUGCAAUUUGUAAUUAUUUGUAAUAAUAUACUGUGGAAUCUGGGGAAAAAGUGAAGUAACGCUUCAGCUAAAGAAAAUUCACCAAAAUCUUUCAUUAAUGAAAGGAGACCAACAAACCCGACUUCAUAGACUACCAUCAAAAGGGGGAAUAAGGCUUCUCAUU